AAAUUUUCAGCAAAGGAAGAAAAGGGGGGGAAAAUGGCUAGUAAUAACAAGGAAAAAUUCGAGAAUUUGGUCAACGUUGAAGAAAAUCAAGUUCCUCUACUGCUGCAUUCAGAGUCAUCCAAAUAUGAAAUUGAUGAUGACGACCAAAAUCUCAGGCGAAGGGUCUUUGUUGAAUCGAAGAAGCUAUGGCAUAUUGUUGGCCCAGCCAUCUUCAGUCGAAUUACCUCCUACUCCAUGAACGUGAUUACCCAAGCUUUUGCUGGGCAUCUUGGCGAUACUGAGCUUGCAGCAAUUUCAAUCAUCAAUAACGUCGUCGUUGGGUUCGAUUUCGGCCUCUUGUUGGGCAUGGCAAGUGCUUUGGAGACGCUAUGUGGACAAGCAUUUGGAGCCAAGAAAUACCACAUGCUAGGGAUAUACAUGCAACGUUCGUGGAUUGUGCUAUUUGCUUGCUGUAUACUACUUCUGCCAAUUUACAUCUUCGCUACACCAAUCUUGAAACUAUUAGGUCAGCCCGCAAACGUGGCUGAGCUCUCGGGUAGUGUUGCCUUGUGGAUGAUUCCUUUGCAUUUCAGCUUUGCCUUCCAAUUCCCAUUGCAGAGGUUUCUGCAAAGUCAGCUGAAGAAUUCAGUGAUUGCUUGGGUUUCAUUGGUAGCCCUGCUUGUACAUAUUUGCACCAGUUGGCUGUUUGUUUAUGGAUUCCAGCUUGGAGUGGUGGGAACCGUCGUGACCUUGAACUUUGCGUGGUGGGUUUUGGCGUUUGGUUUGUUUAUCUACACCGCUUGCGGUGGCUGUCCCCAUACUUGGCCUGGUUUCUCGAUGGAAGCGUUUUCGGGUCUUUGGGAGUUCCUAAAGCUCUCUGCAUCAUCUGGAGUCAUGCUUUGUUUGGAGAACUGGUAUUAUAGAAUACUCAUAUUGAUGACCGGAAAUCUCAAGAAUGCAGAAAUUGCAGUGGAUGCUUUAUCUGUAUGCAUGACAAUAAAUGGAUGGGAGAUGAUGAUUCCAUUAGGCUUCUUUGCAGCAACUGGAGUAAGAGUAGCUAACGAGUUGGGAGCAGGAAAUGGGAAAGGAGCAAGAUUUGCUACUAUUGUUUCUGUGGCGACUUCUACCAUAAUUGGGCUUUUCUUCUGCCUCAUAAUAAUUAUUUUCCACAAUGAAAUUGGUUUAAUUUUCUCCUCAAGCAAACCCGUGCUGGAUGCAGUGAAUCAACUCACUGUCCUCUUAGCCGUCACUAUUCUCCUCAACAGUAUUCAACCAGUUCUAUCUGGGGUAGCAGUUGGAUCCGGAUGGCAAUCACAAGUGGCUUGUGUAAAUGUUGCCUGCUACUACUUGCUUGGAUUUCCACUUGGACUCACAAUGGAAUGGGUUUUUCACCAAGGAAUCAUGGGCAUCUGGGCUGGAAUGAUAUUCGGAGGAACGGUACUUCAGACACUAAUAUUAGUCAUCAUUACUGCUCGAUGUGACUGGGAAAAAGAGGCCCAGAAAGCAAGCAAUCACAUAAAGAAGUGGGCUGUCUUGGCUUAAUAAGCUCUUAUGCAUCCUAAUAUGAAUUCAAGGGG
This is a messenger RNA of Coffea eugenioides, 1556 nucleotides long. RefSeq names its product protein DETOXIFICATION 27-like. Gene Ontology annotation, molecular function: antiporter activity; xenobiotic transmembrane transporter activity. The record is from RefSeq and is a predicted model, not a curated record. Gene Ontology annotation, cellular component: membrane. Gene Ontology annotation, biological process: xenobiotic detoxification by transmembrane export across the plasma membrane. Bases 34 to 1521 code for a protein of 495 amino acids. The transcript is spliced from 8 exons. NCBI's taxonomy places the organism in Eukaryota, Viridiplantae, Streptophyta, Magnoliopsida, Gentianales, Rubiaceae.